CGGACGACUGCCGACAACGAGGCGCUCCUCUCUCAAAUCCGGUCGCUUAGUCGCCGCCCCACCCUCCUUUGCCUCCGUCCACCAUCAUGAAGAUCACUCAAAAGAUAGAACGGGCCACUAGAGAGGAUAGAGUAUGGUGGUCCUUUGAGUACUUUCCCCCUCGCACUGCGCAGGGUUUACAAAAUUUGCUGGACCGUAUUGAGCGCAUGCGUGCGCUUGGGCCGGAAUUCAUUGACAUUACAUGGAACGCUGGUGGUCGUACGUCGGACUUGACCUCUGAGAUGGUCAAGACAUGUCAGGGUCUCAUCGGUAUCGAGACAUGCAUGCACUUGACUUGUACGAACAUGCCGAAGGAGAAGGUCGAUAUUGCACUCAGGGACGCUAAGCAACACGGAUGUCGGAACAUACUCGCUUUGCGUGGCGACCCUCCAAUGGGUAAGGACGAAUGGGAGGCAACGGAGGGUGGCUUCGUCCACGGUAUCGACCUGGUAAAACAUAUUCGGAAGGAAUACGGUGACUACUUCGACAUUGCUGUCGCAGGUUUUCCACAACACAUGCUCCUCCCACCCGAAGAAAUCGAGUUCGAGAUGAAGUGCUUGAGGGAGAAGAUCGAGGCUGGCGUGAAUUUCAUUUUCACACAGAUGUUCUAUGAUGUGGAGAUUUUCGUUGAUUGGGUUCGGGCUGUCCGUGCAGCGGGGAUUACGAUUCCUAUCGUUCCUGGUAUCGCACCUAUUCAGACGUGGAAUGGGUUCAUGCGUGCGACUAGUCUCGCGAAGACUAUUAUACCUCAACAUUUCAUGGAUCUGCUCGAGCCCCAUAAGAAUGAUGACGAGAAGGUUCGUGCGAUUGGGACGAAGCUUGUUGCGGAGAUGUGCAAGCGGAUACUUAGGGAGGAGGACCUUGCUAUUCGAGGGUUGCAUUUCUAUACUAUGAAUUUGGAGAAGGCGACUAAGAUGCUGCUGGAAGAGCUCAACCUCGUUCCUCGCGUGGAGACUAUCAAGCCCCUGCCGUGGCGCCAGAGUCUUACACCGAACAGGCGACAAGAGACGAUCCGGCCUAUUUUCUGGGCAAACAGGACCAAAUCAUACCUUGCACGUACAGAAAACUGGGACGAGUACCCUAACGGUCGGUUCGGUGACUCACGUAGUCCUGCGUUCGGCGAACUCGACGGUUAUGGUGUUUGGAUAAAGCAGACGAGAGAGGAAGGUCUCAAGAUCUGGGGCACUCCAACGACAUUUUCGGACGUCGCAGACCUCUUCUCACGUUUCUGUAAUUCGGACCUACCCGCACUUCCAUGGUCAGAUGAGAAACCCUCCCCAGAAACGAGCGUCAUCAGGUCCCAACUAGCAAAAAUGAACGCCCUCGGUUUCCUCACGAUCAACUCCCAACCAGCAGUCAACGGUGCACCCUCAACAGAUAAAGUCCACGGUUGGGGUCCGUCAAAUGGAUACGUCUAUCAAAAAGCGUACCUUGAGUUCUUCGUGCAACCUGAGUUACUCGCUGCGCUGCUGGUGCAUAUUGAACGAGACCCGUUGAUUACGUAUUAUGCGAUUAAUAAGAGGGGAGACUUGAGGACGAAUACGCAUUCUGAUGGGCCGAAUGCUGUGACGUGGGGUGUGUUCCCUGGGAAGGAGAUUGUACAGCCGACGAUUGUUGAGGCUGUUAGCUUCAUGGCGUGGAAGGACGAAGCUUUCGAACUUGGACGUCAAUGGGCGAAUAUGUACGAACCUGGGUCUACCUCGAGACAGUUAAUUGCGGACCUUAUGGAUACGGCUUUCCUCGUUAACGUGGUGCAUAAUGACUUUAAAGACGUAGACGGGAUCUUUAAGCCUUUCUUACUCGCUGGCGAAACUUACCAGAAACAGCAGAGCUCAACCUCUGAUGUUGCCGCUAUUACUAUUAAUGGCGUUCAUUGAUAACGAUUAAUUCAUUCUUCUCUGACUUUGAUUUUGACGCGACGAUUUGACACGCUCGCUCGCUCCCCCGUCCCUGGAAUUUACUCGAUUGGAUUGCGAAACCACUUCGACUCUUGGUUACAUGACACGAAAGGACCGAUUGACGAUUAACACAGAUAAAUGAAUUGUAUACUUAGAAAUUUUCUUCUUGUUUCUUACUUUAGCUCACCUCGGGUUCAACCCCCGUUAGCAUUCGUCACAAUCGGUCUUUGCAUUUCCCUUUUCCUUCUCUAAACCUACACCCUCAUCUGAAUCUACCCUAUCCUUGCAUACAUUCC
Molecule: messenger RNA, 2233 nt
Organism: Fomitiporia mediterranea MF3/22
Lineage: Eukaryota; Fungi; Basidiomycota; Agaricomycetes; Hymenochaetales; Hymenochaetaceae
Product: methylenetetrahydrofolate reduct
Exons: 6
Coding region: 87-1916 (609 amino acids)
Biological process (GO): tetrahydrofolate interconversion
Cellular component (GO): cytosol
Molecular function (GO): methylenetetrahydrofolate reductase [NAD(P)H] activity; FAD binding
Source: RefSeq, a predicted model, not a curated record